Ruditapes philippinarum (Manila clam) is the source of this 1757-nucleotide messenger RNA. RefSeq names its product adhesion G protein-coupled receptor L4-like. The record is from RefSeq and is a predicted model, not a curated record. Gene Ontology annotation, cellular component: membrane. The coding region runs from base 48 to 1298 and encodes 416 amino acids. Gene Ontology annotation, biological process: cell surface receptor signaling pathway; G protein-coupled receptor signaling pathway. Gene Ontology annotation, molecular function: G protein-coupled receptor activity. The transcript has a single exon. NCBI's taxonomy places the organism in Eukaryota, Metazoa, Mollusca, Bivalvia, Venerida, Veneridae.
ACGACCCGAAUAUUGUUGUAAAGGAACUGUUUUCGCUGCAUAACUCGAUGCACUCAUUUCUAAUGAAUGAUACAAACCAACUUUUAACACUUAAGUUUCAACUUGAUGAUAGUAUUGACGAUGUUGCCCGACUAACUGAAUCAUUCAACGCUUCAUAUUCUUUACAAGCUUUGUCAGGAAAUACGCAACAGAUGAUGACUUACAGCCAUGAAUUUCCUUGCCAUUAUCAUGGGUUUGAUUUAUAUGUUCUUGAGUUAACAACAUGUCCAAAAGUUACUGUAUCCAAAAAAGAUGUUCCAUGGAAGAAAUUUGAAGACGAAAUCAUUUUUGUUGAUGGUAAUUUUAGGCUUACUCGGUUUGAAUACUACUUCCUUGACAUGGGUCACAUAAUGAUUUGCACAGACAGUUACAAAGAGUAUUUGUCCGUUACUUCAAAGUCAAAAAAGGGAAGUCAUUUGUCAGCGGAAUUAAUUACAUCAAUAUCUGUUAUUACAUUAUCCAUCAUAGCUCUUUGUGUUACAUUAUUUCUUUACUGUUUCCUUUCCAACCUUAGACAAUCGGUUCCUGGUAAAAAUAACGUGUCACUUGUAACAGUAUUGCUAUGUGCUCAGUGUCUGUAUUUGAUAAGUAGUUUCUCUGAGUUAGAUGAAUAUUCUACCAUUUGCUUUGUGCUUGGUUUAUUUGUUCAUUUCUCCUGGCUUGUUGCUUUGUUUUGGAUGAAUAUUUGCACAUACCACAUGUUCCGUGUUCUUGCAAAAACAAGGGUGAUAACAAGUUCAUCGGGAAUGAAACGAUUGAUAUUAUAUCAUGCGUACGCUUUUUUAAUGGCUGCAGUAUUCGUUUCUAUGAAUAUUGUCCUAUCUUAUAUCUCAAACGGUGACUAUGGAUAUGGUGGUAAAGCUUGCUAUAUCACUUCACAAAGAAUGUUAAUAUUGACGUUUGGUAUUCCGGCUACAUUGAUUGUACUUUCCAAUCUUAUCAUGUUCACAGUUGUGGUGAUCAAGAUCAAACGAUCUCCAUCAGUCCAAAAGAAUGUAAAAAACGAACGUAACGAUAUUGUCAUCUUCGCAAAGUUAUCAACUAUCACCGGAGCGACCUGGAUAUUUGGACUGCUGUAUAUGUUUACCAAAUCUAUUGUAUUAUCAUAUAUUUUCAUUUUUCUCAAUGCAAGUCAAGGUAUCUUUAUAAUGUUUUCGUUUGUGGUAAAUAGGCGAGUGUACAAUUUACUAAGAGAAAAAAGUUUUGGGAUUGGAUGUGUGUCAUCAAGUAGUGGCCAAACGACAACGCGCACAAUGUAGAUGAACAUCCAGGAAACAUGAUUUGAAACGAGAACUACAGGAUGCUCCAGAGAUACCCGGCAUUAAGCCAUACAUUUAAUGAUUUUUAACUUAAGUUCAUAUUACAAACACUGUCUUAAUGCGAUAUAUAUCCUCGAUAAAAAAGGCAGUUAAACAAAUUAUGACCAACAUAUGCAUAUCUAAGCAAACAUAAUAUUGCGCAUUCGUCGCAGUCUAUACGCUGAGACAAUGUCAUUAGUAUUGACGUCACAAUAACCUUUGCCUUGGGUGAAUAAUUAUGUUUUUGUUGGAAAAUUUUAGAUGUCGCUUUCCGUAAGUGUGCAAAAGGUGUGCUAAGUUACGACAGUGCUAGCAACUUAAACAUAUGACUCUGUCGUUUAAUUGUGUGGAAAAUCGAAAAUCAUACGACAUUAAAGGCGAAGGCAUAAACCAUUUUAAAUUUUUAUAUCAUUUUUUUAA